UCCUAAAAGGUAAACAUGGAGACUCCAACGGAGGUCGAAGGAUGCCGCAAGCGCCAAAAUGAAAUUAUCCAACCAUUACUUACCGAUCUGUACCAGCUUACCAUGGCUUACGCGUACUGGAAAUCGGGGAAAGUCGACGACACUGCCGUUUUCGAUUUAUUUUUCAGAAAAAACCCGUUUUCCGGGGAGUUCACUAUAUUUGCUGGUCUUGAAGAAUGCAUCAAAUUUUUGUACAAUUUUCGCUACAGUGACAGCGACAUAGUCUAUCUAAAGCAGAUCCUGCCUCCCUAUGUUGAGGAAGAGUUCUUUCAAUACCUCAGGAACCUCACAGUUGAAGAUGUGACUCUCUUUGCCAUUCCUGAAGGUUCAGUUGUAUUCCCCAGGGUUCCCUUGUUACGGGUGGAAGGUCCACUUAUUGUGGUCCAACUAUUAGAAACAACAUUCUUGAACUUAAUUAAUUAUUCAAGUUUGAUUGCCACCAAUGCUGCAAGAUUUCGGAUGGCAGCAGGCAAAAGGAUUAAAUUGCUUGAAUUUGGUUUACGAAGAGCCCAAGGCCCUGAUGGAGGGCUCUCUGCAUCCAAAUAUGCUUAUUUAGGUGGUUUUGAUGGUACCAGCAAUGUGUUAGCUGGUAAACUUUUCCACAUACCAGUUAAAGGGACACAUGCUCAUGCAUACAUUAGUUCAUUUUCCACUCUUGCUGAUUUGAAAACUCGCGAUUUGGCUGUGUACGAUGAGAAUGGCUCAGACUUGAUAGAAAGCCGUGACUUUGUGGAAACGUGUAUAAAGAGAAGAGACCAAUUGGCUACUUUGCUCGGCAUUCUAUUGCAGGAAGCCAACGAUGGAGAGCUUGCAGCUUUCAUUUCCUACGCAAUGGCGUUUCCCGAUGGUUUCACCGCCCUUGUCGACACAUAUGAAGUUCUAAGUUGGAGCGGAGAAACCCCUAGUCAGCGCUAUAUAUCGGAGCCACGUCUCCAUUACAGAAGUGGACUACUGAACUUUUGUGCUGUCGCCGUGGCGCUGAGUGAUUUUGGCUACAGACCCAUCGGAAUCCGCCUAGAUUCAGGCGAUUUGGCCUAUCUUUCGAACAGGGCUCGAGACGCUUUCCGGAAAAUCGCUGAGGAACUGACUAUUCCUUGGUUCGCGCAGCUAUCUAUCGUAGCUAGUAACGAUAUAAACGAAGAAACGAUCCUAAGUUUAAAUGAUCAGCAUCAUCAAAUUGAUUGUUUUGGCAUUGGAACUCAUCUGGUGACUUGUCAAAAACAACCUGCUCUGGGAUGUGUGUACAAGCUUGUUGAAAUCAAUAAACAACCCAAAAUAAAAUUGUCUGAGGACUUGGAGAAAGUGACCAUUCCAGGUCGAAAAGACAUUUAUCGAUUAUACGGAUCAGACGGUCACGCUUUGAUAGAUCUAAUGCAAAAACAUGGUGAACCUCCACCACUAGCCGGAAAUCGAGUGCUAUGCCGUCAUCCGUUUCUAGAAUCGAAGAGAGCCUACGUCAAUCCGGCUCGAGUGGAGCCACUUCUGCACAUAUACUGGCAGAAUGGUCGAUGUUGUCAACCGCUGCCAUCAAUGGAGCAACUGAGGCAUCGUGUUCAACACCAACUAGGAACAAUAAGACAAGAUCACAAAAGAAAUUUGAAUCCCACCCCAUACAAAGUGAGCGUAUCCGAUUCACUGUACUCUUACCUUCACAAACUGUGGCUACAAAACGCUCCAAUCGGAGAGCUCUCCUGAAAUGAAUCCUUCUCUGAAUUUCAAAACAGUAAAAGAAAAGUAUUCGUUGUUAGCUAAGUAAUUACAGAACGAAUUAACUGUUUUCUCUAGCGCGCCAAAUGCGCAUCUCCGUUUUUCUUUCUAGUCUUGUAGGGGUUUCAUAUUUGAGGGGUUUAUCGUAUAUCUUUGCCGAAAGAUCACAACCUGCACAGCGCCUGCCAUUUUUUUUCGUGGCAGUACAUAAUACUUCCAUUUUUUGGUGUGAGAAUCUGCUGGUAGUCUGGGACUGAAGCAAAUGCCAGUCUGCCUCGAAUCAAAGGAGGCCACUGUUCAACAAUUUACGGAUCUAUUUGUUGUUUUACUUUAAUACAGUUAUUUGUUCGAUUUCAUAGUGUUUGUCUUACGCCAUUAAAAUCUAGCUAUAGAAAUGCAUGUUGCUCCCAGACAAAAGUCCCACUGUCGCCGGUCUCUUUCCGCCCGUACGAUGGAUAUCCGGCCGUUGAUGUGUACCAUUUCCCUCGUCAAUCUGAAGACCUUGUCUACGUUGAGUAAAAUAAAUUGCACACAAGCUAAAAAUAC
Messenger RNA from Daphnia carinata, 2292 nucleotides. RefSeq names its product nicotinate phosphoribosyltransferase-like (gene Naprt). Bases 16 to 1734 code for a protein of 572 amino acids. Lineage: Eukaryota; Metazoa; Arthropoda; Branchiopoda; Diplostraca; Daphniidae. The transcript has 11 exons. Gene Ontology annotation, molecular function: nicotinate phosphoribosyltransferase activity. The record is from RefSeq and is a predicted model, not a curated record. Gene Ontology annotation, biological process: NAD+ biosynthetic process.